ACAUUUACUAUCGUGGUUCUUGGACCUGGAACAUAAAAACUCCUCUGUGAGAAGCAAACACAUGGAUUUACUGAGAGAAAGCUCUGAAUCAGAGGAUUAAUUAAAGAGACAAGAGCCACAGCCUCAGCUGAAAGAAGGCCCAGCUGGACAAUAGCAAAGGAAAGAUAGAUGGAGGAGAAGAAGAGAGAAAGCACAGUGCUGAGUGUGGGGGGGGGGACCAAGCUGAGAGGCAACUGGAAACGGAGGAUUCCGGCAAACUCCAACAUCUGAGGCGUUUCUCAGGAAACAACAGCGCAACAAAGUUCACAGAGCUGAAGCGAACUUACUGGAAGCUCGUCGCUGCAUUGAGAAGAUGAAACUACAAUCAAAGGGGCACAAAGAACAGGUAACACUCACCUAGUGGGCAUAGGCUAACUAAUGGAGGAUCAGUUGACCUCAGCAGACAUGACGGGUACCGGAAGCAGUUCUGUUACCAUGGUAACAUACUCAAUGGAAAGGGAUCUGGAGCAGAGUGCAGGUUCAACCCAACAGUUUGACAGCUACCUGAGGAACAGGAUCAGAGAGGUAGUGAGGUCAGAGAGGAGCCUGCUGCUACAGCUCUAUCAGCUACCCUCUGCCUCUCACCUCACCAGCAUGCAACACUCCCAGAGACUGGACCAGAGACUACAUAUGCUCAGGGAGGAGGUCAGGACCAUGACCCAGGACAAGGAGCGAGGGGAGCAGGUUUGGAGGCACCGAUUGCAGCGCUGUCAGAGGCAGCUGAAGGCCAAAGAGGAGGAGAUGAGUCGCCAGUCCCAGUACUUCGAGAACUUUAAAACCCAACUCCAGCACAAGCUCAGCCUGGGCUGGGACAGAGAGCAGAUCCUACAGAACAGGAUCUACACUUUAGAAAAGCAGCUACUGGACAUGACUGUGAGUGCCGCCACUGGCAUCGCAACGAUCAGCGCUGUCCGAAUUACUGCUGGGACUGUAACACACUGGGAAGAACAAGAUAGGCUGCCUCCCAUGAGAGGAGAGGGUGAAGGAGAAGAGGAGAGAAAGGAGGAGAGGAGGAGGCAAUGGCAGCCAAGUGUGGGAUAUAAGAGGGAAGCAGGGCUAGAAGGUGAGAAAGAGAUACAAGGAGAACAAGUCAAAGAAACAAACUCAAACGAAGCCAGGCUGCAAGGCUUCAUCCUGAGCCUGCAGGAGGAUCUCAGGGUGCUGCUGGAGAGAGAGGAGGGUGGGAUGACAGAGCGGAGGGGACUGAUGGAGCAGCUCCAGGAGGCCCAUGAGAAACGCCACUUCCUGGACUGCAAGGUGGAAGAGAUGAAAGCAGAGGUGCAACAGCUGAAGCGGUCUGAAAACUCCUUGAUGGAGGAGGUUGAAGAGUUGAAAGAGGAGAACCACAGACUCCAGCAGAUGCCGAGGGAUCCAACGAACCAAACAACCAGUCAGUCAUUCACGGUGCCUGAGUCCACAUGCCUGAGUCCUGGGUCCAACACUUUGUCAUAUACCAUGGGACACUCCUCGGUGGGGAACGCUGAAGAGACACAUCUAACGUCGGACGAGGGAACAGGCCAGCCUCCUUCAUCUGCAGUUCCACCAAUUCACCACCAGGAGGAAGCAGAGAGACUGCAGAACAACACAGAGGAUGAGUCCUCAUCUGCCAAACCAGAAUCAACUCCACCUAAAAUCUUUUGCCGCCUUGGCUCCAAAACCAACCCCAGCCUUCAGUCACUCUCUUUGUUUACAGAGACACUAGAUGAGUUUAAACUGGGGACCUGGUGCUCCAGAGGGAUCAUAAACCUUGAGAAAAGCCCCAGUGAGGAAUCAGAUGCCCUGAGGGAAGCCUACAGGAGCUUGGGGUUGGAGGAGGAUCUCAAAACAAAUCAAAAACAACGUGACAGCUUGGAGGUCACCCUAGAGCACGCACAGGAGCAGCUGCAGAUGAUGGCUCAAGAAAAUACUCAACUGAAAUUACAACUCAGGAAAGAGGGACAAGAAUCGGAGGUGGAGCGGGGGUCUGCAAGAGGAAAGAUUAUACCACUACCUGCCAGUAACAGAGCUGAAGAUACCGCCAUUCUCCCUCUCACCCAGGAGGAUCUUGUCCAGGCCCUGAAUCAGAAGAACCGGGCCUUGGCGGACCGGAUCCACGAGCUUCUGGCCCACAUUGAGCUCAGAGAACAGGAAAUCGAGAGGGAGCUAACACAGCUGACGGAGCAUAUCUCCAAGCUAGAGGGAAACAGAGUCAGGCUGGAGCAUGAGAACCAAGAACAGGAGUGUUUGAUUACAGAACUCACCAAGAAGACUGAGGAUGAUCUCAAUACCAUCAUGGAGCUGCAGCAAAGGUUAGUGGAGAGUGAACAGCAUACGGAGGAAUCCAAGGUUGCCAAGGAACUGUGUGGAUCUCAAUUGCAAAGUGAAUAUACAGCUGCAAUAUCUGCAAGUUUUCAACAGAUCAACGCAGAAGAAUGUGUGGACAGUUUGGUGGAAAGUGUGCUCAAUGGAGAGAAACCACAGUUGAUGUCCAGUCAACAACUGGAUGAUUUGACUGCAGCUUCAGCACCUGGUUCUCAACAUGUUAAUCACUAUGAUCCUCCGCAGAACAGGCUGCAAAGCAGUCUGCACGUUAGUUCAUUGACUGAUCAAGUAGGCCAGCUCACCGAGUCGGUCCAGAGCCUCAAAACAGAAAAAGAGGAACUGUCACUUUGCAUAGAUGUUCUCGGAGAGCAGCAGACAGAAGUAGUUCUGUCGAUCCAGACACAAACGGAAGAGAAACAGCAGUUAACUCGAACAGUUUGGGGACUGAAGGAGGAGAAAGACAGCAUCUCUCAAUCUAUUGCUGGCCUCAAACAAGAGAGAGAGCAGCUUACCAGGACAGUCUGUGGGCUGAGGGAUGAGAGAGACCAGUUUCUAAGGUACAUCGGUGGUCUGAAAGAGGAGAAAGGGUCUUUAUCAGGUCUCAAAAGAGAAAAAGAGAAACUGAUAGAAUAUCUCUCAAGUGGAAAAGAAGAGAGAGAUCAAAUGAUGCAGUCGCUCCAAAGUUUACAGACGGAGAGUGACCAGUUAAGCCAGGCGGUGCUCUCUUUGAAAGAAGAAAGAGAGGAGCUCACCAAUUCCCUUAAGCAUCUGAAAGAGCAGAGAGACAAAGAACAAUCAUCUUUCACUUGCCAAGAAGACUGCGAUAAGUUAAUACAAUCAGUUUUGAGAGAAGAUAAAGAAAUAAUUGAACAUUCAAUCAGUUGUUUGAAACGGGAAGAAAAACAGAUCCAGCUAUUACUUCAGGGCCUGAGAGAGGAAACAAACAUCCUCCGAGCUGCUCUGCCCAGCCAAACACAAACAGAGGGGAGCAAUCAGAAGCCGCAUCUGCCGAAUCCAAAGUGUGCCGUUACGACAAAGAAGACUGAGAGCCUUGUUGGAGCAGGAGUUACACAAAGAUGUCAGGCUCAUGACCACAGGGGAAGCUCUGUGCAGCAGGAGCCAAGUGAUCUGAUGAGGGAGGUCGAAGCUUUGGGAGCAGAACUAAAGAGGUCAUGGGACGAACUGGACAAGAGCCAUGUAGAUACCAAAUGGCUUCGCAGUGAAUUGUGUCACUCAGAAGCCGCGAGGCAAGAGGCGGAGAGAAAGGCGGCUGAAGCGGAUGAAAAGUCAGUGAGGUUGACAGAUGAAGCAAAUAAAAUGGAAGAAACCAGAAAGGAAAAUGACAGCCUCAUAACCCAGGUGAAGGAGCUGCAGAGCAAAGUGACAGGUCUGGUCAGGGAGAAGACUAGCACUCUGUCGCUAAAGGCACAAACAGAGGAGCAUUACAACAUCCUUACAGCUCAGCUCAAAGCUAAGACGGUGGCUCUAGAGGAGCUCAACUUGGAGUAUAUUGCUCUGAAACGAGGGCAGGGCAGCAAGGAUGAUCUGAGCGUUGUUCUCAUCUCACUCAGGACACGUUAUAACGGCAUCAAAGCUAAGUAUGACGCACUGAAAAAGAGCAGCCAGAAUGAUCUGGAAAUAGCUCCUCUAAAGGCCAAGCUGUCUUGCCUAGUGGUGAAGUGUCAGGAGAGGAACAGCUUGUUGGUUCAGAUGAUGAAGGCCAUGCACAGACAUGGCCGUGUGGACUCCACACUCGCCCAUCAGGUGGAGCAGCUGCUCAGUGACGCUGCUCUGCAAGACUACACCGCAGCUUUCACACCAUGCAGCAACGUAAAGACCCGAGAUUACACCACCGGGUUUACAUCAGGAUUUAUUUCCAAAUUCCAAGACAACACCAGUGGAUUCCCAACUGAUCAGACGUGCUCUACUACUUCCCCACUUGUUAAGCAGCGACACCAACAUGGAUUUGCACCUGAAUCCGGAGCAAAAUGUAGAGAAGUAAAAAGUGAAAAACACACAUCUUUAGUCCCCACUGAAACAAAUUGUCAAGACUGCUGUCGUGAAGUCACACCUGCACCAACAGAAAGGCAAAAGGAAAAUUCACCUGUGCCAACCUCACCAGUGCAUGAGCAUGCCAGUGUCCAAGCAACACCGUCGCCUGUUGUUCCUGCACUCAAAGAUAGAUUCAUCUCCAAUAGAGCUCAGCUCUCGCCCUCUGCCAGCGGCCCAGAGAUAUUUGGAUCUCAUCACUCAGAUACAAAAGGGAAGUCCUCCCCAGAUCUGACCAGUUCGACUGGAUCCUCACCGAGUCAGACUCCUCCCUCUUCCAGCACACGUUGCAGUGCAAGCAGGAGGCUGAGUAGUCCUGAGAAGAUUAUUAACCUGCAUGAGCAACUGCAGAAGACUCUAAUGAGCAGCUGUCAGGCUCCUGUGAGCAGAGGCAGAGGACAGCAGCCGAGGAAAAGUCUCUCACUUUCAUCUUCUGCAGACCUGCGACCAGCCUCUCAGACAAAGAAGCAGAGCCUCAGCUCCAGUGUUCCACACAGCGACUCUCUCCCAGUCACCGCUGCUUCAGGCCAAGCUAAGCACACUCCAACAGUGACCACCACAAAAAAGUCAACAACACUUUUUAAUGCAGUUGCCUCUCGAUCCGCAACUAUUAAAUUGAUUCCCAACAUGUUUGCUAACUGUCACUUUAAAGCCGACCCUCCUAAAACGACAUUGUCUGCUCUAUCUAGCUCUUCUAACUUUCCUUUUGCCACAAUGGCACCGUGUAAAGCCAAAUCCAUCUCAAGUUGUGGCACGAAUGUAACAUCCCCGAAACUGGCAAAGAAAACCACCGCAAUCCCAGCUAAACACAGAGCUUCUACUCCUUUAACUCUGAGGACCACGAUCUUUGAGUCUGAUGUCUCUAUAUGUGCCGGCCCUAAUCCAAAACCCACUGCCUCAGACACAACCGCCCCCGAAGAUAUACGUUUUCACACGCCUUCUAAAGCGGACGGCGCUGCACCUGCUGAUGAUGGACUUGUAUUUGCUGCAUCCUGCACUCGACCUGCUCAUUGCUCUCCUGAGAGAUCCAACAAGUCUGGCAGAAAAUCCACUGCUGCUCUAGAAAAGGCCAAGACAGCAAUGCCCAAACCAGAAGCUCCAGCUGAGGUUGGAUCAGUUGAAGUAAUCAAAAAAGUGGGCCACAGCAGCCUCAUGAUUGGCUGGGAAAGGCCGCCGCUUGACGAGCUGGGCUGCAGUGACGGGUCAUUUGUGUACGGAUACCGGGUGUUUGUAGAUGGAGACUUCCACAAAUCUGUCAUGAGCUCAGCGUGCACCAAGUGUAUCCUGGAGAAUGUCGAUCUGAGUGCCCCAGUUAACAUCAGUGUCCAAACGCUGGGAUCUAAUGGUCUUAGUUCAAACUUAGUCCACACCUUGUACAGGACUUGAGUCAGACCAGACCACCACUGAGUCUCAGUGUGUGACUGACUGCAGCAAACACAAUGGUGGCUCUGUAGGAUUACUGCAACUUCUCAGUGGAACCCUUCACUGCCAGUGGCCGAAGUUUGAUAGUGCACAGCCAUCUACAGCUGCAGCUCUCCGAGGGGCCGUCCUGACCUCCACCUCAGCAGACAGCGAGGGAGACACCGCCACGCUGCUUGGAUACCAUCUAGUCAACCAAUCACAAAAGUUUCACGUUGUCUCACUUUACCAGCCUACGAAUACGUAUAAGUGACCUGUGGGCGGUCGCUAAACCUCAAAACGAUUAACUGAAGAUGUCAUACGAAAUAGACUCUUGCCUCUUCCCUGAGAGUUCCUCUGCAUGUAAAAGCAGGUGACUGAUCGCUGUUGGAAGAAGUUCCUGUUUCAUCGUUGCCACCCGGUGGAUUCACCUCUUGAAUGGCUUGGAUAUUGUGACUGCUGGGUGAAAGGCCGGAGCGGCUGCUAAUCAAACAAGUCCAGAUAGACUGAUAAAAAAAAAUUACAGACUUUAUGACGCCAAGAUUAAUCACAUUGUCAAAAGCUGCCUGUGACAUCAAUUUUUAUAAUACUGUUCCACCAAGAACAUAUUGGAGGGACGUCUUGCACAUUUUAACACUGUGUUAAACAUUAAGAGAUCACGUGACAUAUUGCUUCAUCGGAGAUCCAUGCUGCUGCCUCUCUUGACUCUGACAUGCUGGCUAAAGUGACACGUACUGUAUCAAAAGCCUUUUCUUUUGUGCAGCAUAACGUGCCGAUGCAACAUCUUACUUGAUUUUUUAAGCCAAAUAUGAGAGAGAAAAAAUUAUUCACUCCAAAGACUUAGCUGUUUGCUUCUCCUCACAGGUCUACUACAGGAUUACUCCAAACACACAAGUUAUUUAAGUUCGCAAACAUGCACACGGUCAUUGUUAUAUCUGAUAUCUGAAGAUGAAAUUAAGAAAAGAGAUUAUCACUGAUAUUUUGUUUUUUAAAAUAUUAUAUAAAUAUGCCAAUGUACCACAAACUAUAAGUCUUUUCGUAUGAGUGACACUUUGUUUUUAUACCGAAAUAGAUGUCAUGUUUGCACGUUUGUUUUGUUUUAUACAAUGUUCACAAUACACACAAUGUUCUUUUGCUAUUUAUUGUAUGUAUGUAUGUAUGUAUGUAUGGGUGUAUCAUGGUGCAGCAAAGGUAUUUUUCUAUCAGUAAUAGAACAUAUUGAUUCCCCGUUGAUUCCUUACGACUGAACAGAGAAUAAAUGUUUAUCUGAUAUUAACUGUCA
Messenger RNA from Cyclopterus lumpus (lumpfish), 7069 nucleotides. RefSeq names its product trichohyalin-like. The record is from RefSeq and is a predicted model, not a curated record. The transcript has 18 exons. Bases 418 to 5775 code for a protein of 1785 amino acids. Lineage: Eukaryota; Metazoa; Chordata; Actinopteri; Perciformes; Cyclopteridae.